AUGAAGCACACAUCGCUACAGCUACAGCUACUACUAUUACCACUCUUUCUACCUACUGUGCUCGCAAAGAAUGUAUUUAGCGCCAGCGAAGUCUCAUCGCUAUCCAACUCGCCGUUCAAUUGUUCACUAGUCACGACUCAACCGUACGCACUUCAAUGCCAAUACGUCAAAGACAAUUGCAACAACGACAGUGUGUUCAACUACUACAACCUAUACUACUGCGACUUGAAAAUAUUCCAUGGAUGGGCUCUUAUCCCAUUACUUGUAUCAUUAGCUUACAUGUUUGUUUCUUUAGGAAUCACCGCCCUGGAGUUCCUAUGCCCUAACCUUCAUACAAUAUCGAAAUCAUUUUUAAAAAUCCCCGAUAAUUUAGCUGGCUUGACGAUUUUGGCAUUUGGAAAUAGUGCUCCUGAUAUUUUUGGCACAUAUGAAGCAACUAAGAUGGGUCUGAUCAAUUUGGCAUUGGCAGAAUUGGUUGGAGCUUCACUAUUCAUCAGCAGUUGUGUUAUUGGGUGUAUUGGGAUCAUCAAGCCAUUUGAAGUGCCACAAGUUUUAUUCAAACGUGAUGUAGCAAUGUAUUUCACGGUCUACACAUUGAUCUUGUUGAGUUUAAUUGUGGGCAAAUUGUCCAAAUUCAUUGCAAUAACAUUGAUUGGUGUUUACAUAUGCUACGUAUCAGUGGCAGUUUAUUCCCACAAAAGACAACAGUCACGAGUCAAAGCAAUUUUAAGAGAAAGACGAUCGCGAGGUGAAUUUGGAGAUGUACCUGAUGAUGAAGUGGUCAUUGAUGAAAUCUAUCUCGAUGGCGUAUCGCAAUUACCAACCAUUGAUGAUAUCAAUGUAAGAGAAACUUUGGGCUAUAACACAAACUCUACGGGGAAUUUCGGAUUGCGGAAAUUGAUGGAAGACCUAUCAUUGCAUUCCAAUUUGGGAGGAGCGAUACAAUUAGACACCGAAAGACAACUAAUGACGUCUCUUCGGGGUGUAGAGCCGGAAGAAAUUGCCCACCAAGAAGAGACCCCGCACGAGCAGCUUGUAAAUUUGUUUUGUCCCCAGCUUUCCCGUUUCAGAGACAAACCAAUUGGUGAAAAACUCAGGCUUUUGCUCUUGCUACCAAUAUCACUAAUUGUGAAAGUAUCAACGCCUGUCAGGACCCAUGCAAACAUGCUCACAAUCGAACAAGAUUACAAACCGAACACAGCCCAUAAUGUAUUUAACUAUUCGAAGGAAAAGAUUCAACUCGUGGUUCAAACAGGCAUCGGCUGCUUCAUUUUCCUCCUGGUAAAUACCCACAUGCAUUUCAUUUGGAAGCUUAUUUUCCAUUCCAUAGCUAGCUUAGGUCUAGCUUAUGCCAUUUUCAGACUAUACCCAACGUCAACUUCCUCAAGCAACUUCCCUCAACGUAUGUCAGCAAUAAAUUACUUUGUCGCCAUAUUUGGCCUCGUUGCAUCAAUCACCUGGGUAUCAAUCAUCGCUACCGAAAUCAUCAACAUCUUGCAAGUUGUGUCAACUGCCUACCGCCUUAGCGAUGAUUUUCUAGGUAUCACCCUUUUCGCAUUGGGCAAUUCAGUAGGUGAUUUCAUAACCAAUUACACAAUUGCCCAAAUGGGGUUCCCUGUUAUGGCAUUUGCUGCCUGUUUUGGAAGUCCAUUGAUGGCAUUGUGCUCCUUUGGAUUCAGUGGGUUGAUAAUCGGCGGCAACCACACGUUGACAUUGACAUCACCCGUCCUUGUUGCAAUUGUUGUUUUAUUCAGUAACAUGGUAGUUCUCUGUGUCAAGGUUCCCAGAAACUCCUGGAAGUUGGACAGGCACAUUGGAAUUAUCUUGAUUGGUAAUUGGACUUUUGCUUGUUUGUUCUGUCUAGUGGCAGAGCUCUUACGCAGAUACUUCUAA
Messenger RNA from Lodderomyces margitis, 1893 nucleotides. RefSeq lists its product as uncharacterized. The coding region runs from base 1 to 1893 and encodes 630 amino acids. The record is from RefSeq and is a predicted model, not a curated record. NCBI's taxonomy places the organism in Eukaryota, Fungi, Ascomycota, Pichiomycetes, Serinales, Debaryomycetaceae. Gene Ontology annotation, biological process: monoatomic cation transport; transmembrane transport; intracellular calcium ion homeostasis. Gene Ontology annotation, cellular component: membrane. Gene Ontology annotation, molecular function: monoatomic cation transmembrane transporter activity. The transcript has a single exon.